Messenger RNA from Anopheles darlingi, 1050 nucleotides. RefSeq names its product 27 kDa glycoprotein-like. The transcript is spliced from 6 exons. Lineage: Eukaryota; Metazoa; Arthropoda; Insecta; Diptera; Culicidae. The record is from RefSeq and is a predicted model, not a curated record. Bases 96 to 869 code for a protein of 257 amino acids.
UCGGGAUCUAUCAGUUUACGCCGUGCUUUACUCACAACAGGACUAGUUUACUGAAUCUCUGUGUGCUGAAAGUGGUGGAUAGCUACACCGUAAGAAUGUCAAAGAAGAGUGUUAGUUUGCUCUUCAUUGUAUUAUCGCUGUUAAUAGUUUGCGAUGGAACUCCAUUAUUUGCUAUCUCCGCCGGAACGAACGAUUCCGCUGAACCGACCAAGCCGGAUUUUUUCCAAAAACUGGGUGAACAAUGCAGAAAUAACACUGGUUCCGAUGAUGCCUUCAUGGCAUUAAUGCAAUCGUUUGAAAAUGUCUCAAGAUGUGUGCUAAAAUUCGACGUAGAGAGCUUUAAGACCGAUUUUGAGCAGCUAACGAAUGCAACACGAACAGCAUUCUUUACCAAAUACUGCUCUGAAGCGCGACCACUCAUCUCUUGUUUGGAUGGUGUACUAGUUAGUUCGAGGCCUUGCCUCAUGGAAAGUGGAUUCAAAAUUAUAAAGGUAUUUUUUGAAAGUAUACCGGAAGCCUUGGACCUAAUGUGUAAAAACGAUGGAGAAAUCAUAUUCAGAAUGAAAGACGAGACUCGCAAAAAGUGCUUCGCGCAGAAAGGCGAUCAAUUGCAGGCGUGUGUUAACACAUUUACGAACAGCACGAUAUGGAAUGAUGAUUGGAACAUCGAACUGACGCCGGAAAAAUGCAGCACACUUGCGAGCUACAGAGAGUGUUUGAAGGACCAAAUGGAUGCGUGUGACUUAUCAGAUAUUAUAAGCCUCUACGAUGUGUCCAUGAAUGCAAUGCUGCGUCUGACACCUUGUGGUAACAAUACGGAGGAGUCAACGGUUGAAACGCACCAGGACAAAACGACUGAUGAGGUUUAAAACAAAGAGCACCGGUACAGGGUACAGAGUCGGUGUGAUCCGGCACAAUUGUUGAAGCUAACUUAAAGCAUAUUCAACGAAAGGAAACAAUAAACGAGACUCGAAAGUUCAAGAUCAAAUGUAUUCAAUUGAUCCAGGAGAACAAUUUGGAUGAUUUGAAUAAAUACAUAAUUUCCUAAAU